GGGUGAAAUGGGAGUCAUUGAUAACAGAAAAGUGUGGCAAGAAAAGGGUAAGAGCGCUAAUUGGGCUGGAUUUGAAUACAAUGUUGAUCCAGGGGAGUAUGCGUGGCUUGAAGGAUGCUAUGUAGGAACAGUUUACUCGGUGGAAAUGGUUAGAAAUUUGCAGGAAAAAUUUUACAUGGAAGGGUACUUUGCAUGUCGAAUCCGCGCGAUGGGGGGAAAAUUGGUGCUUCUUGAUUGUGAUGACAAAAAUGAGCUAAAACAUUUGGUGGAGUCGGCAUCCGAGUGGUUAGGACAAUGGUUUGCAGAAGUAAAACCAUGGUCACCGGAUAAGGUGGCGGAUGAAAGCUCAUGGGGUAAAUUCAUCUGUUUGGACGACAACACAAGCCAAAAAAGAAGAUUCGAUGUAGCUAGAUUUCUGCUCUCAACACCGAUCAUGAAUACAAUAUCAGUAUUGAGACAGAUUAAAAUUAAUGGGGUCAUGCACAAUGUUAAAUUUACGGAGGAGGAGUUCACCAACAGCUUCUUCUCCUUGAAGCAGGAUUUCAUGCCAACUUUUCAAAGCGAGUCUGAAAAUGAGGAGUCAUGGUCACUAGAAAGUGAUAAGGAAGACUCUGUUCUGGAAAAAAUUGCAGAGAUGGAGCAAGAGUUCAUGGGAGAUGAUAAGCUGGAGGAGGAAGAUGAUGAGGUGGCGUACAGUAACGGUCACAGUGAUGGGAAGUUUCUGUCACAUGAUGUGCAGGUCAAAAAGGGGAGAAUUGAAGCAGGGGCGGGGAGCUUGGUCCAAGUUCAAAAUUCAAAUGAAGAUUACCACAGUGCAGCGGAAAAGGGAACGUUGCAACAACAGGAGAAAUUGAAAGGUGCUGUAGAAAAAUUGGGCUUCAAGGAGAAUCAUAGGAGGAGGCUGAAAGGUAAGCCCAAAUCCCAUGGAAGUAGCCCAAGCUUUGAGGAGUCAACUAAUGAAGGUUUGGGCCAAGGUCUAAGGGGAUUAGGCCCAUCGGUUGGUCAACUUAUGGAGAUGAAUAAAGACAAAAGAUCUAAGGCUGUAAUUUCCGAAGAUGGGGAAGGGGAUUCGGUCCAGCAGAAAAUCGAUGCUGCAGAGGAGCAGAUGCAAUCUCCAAACCAGAUGGGGUCGAGAGGGGACAAGGAGGCGUCUACCGUGGAGGAAGUGAGGGAGUCGGUCAUGUGGGAGCAUGACGGCGAUGAUGAUCAGAAGCAGCUCUCGAAUCAGGAGGGAUCGAGGGGAGCCAAGACGUCUCUGUCCGAAGAGGAAGGAGGAGCUCCUACGCAGUGGGAUCUUGACGGCGAUGUGGAGCAGAGGCAGAUCCUGAAGCAGAAGGGGGCGUUAGCUUUUCAGCAAAAGAGGAAGAAGAAGAUCAGGCUUUGUAGUGCUAUCUACCGAAGAGAGGGGGCUGCGGGUGGUGAACGAAGGAGAAAGAAAAAAGAUGAAAGUGCAAAACAGAUCCGGAAAUCAAAGAAAGGUAGUCUAAUGCCGGUAUUCUUGGCUAGCCCAAAUGGCGAGAUAGCAGGGGAAUCCAUUGGAGAUAGUGGAAUAGAAAAUUGUAACAGGGCUUGGAAGGAACAAAUGCACAGCCACCUAGCUAAGGAAAUUUGGGAUUUAGCCAGACAGUUGGGUGCUACAGCAGAGAAGGACGAGGUGAUAGUGCAAAGAAUUGAAGAGAUGGAGAGGAGAGACAGACAAAAUAAAGAAGAAAUGGUAAAUCGGGCAGCUGAGGAAGCAAAGAAGGGUUUAUCUGGAGGACUUCUUUGUAUUUGGGAUUUAUCUGUGUUCAAAAUGAUGGAGGUGGUGGAGGGCCGUUACUUUAUGGGGGUGUUUGGGGUAUGGGGAGAGGAGCAGAUACCAGUACAUCUGAUUAACAUUUACUCUCCAUGUACUCUGGCGGGCAAAAGAGAGUUGUGGGAGGAGCUGGGUAAUUUGAUCAACAGAAGGAAGGGAAGAUGGUGUUUAGGGGGUGAUUUUAAUGCGGUCACAAAGGUUGAGGAGAGGGCAGGGUGUAAAGAUACAACUACAGAGAUGAAUGAGUUUAAUAGCUUUAUCCAGGAUGCGGGAUUGAUUGAUUUAGCAUUGAUAGGCAGAAAGUAUACUUGGUAUAGCUCAAAUGGUCGACAGAUGAGUAGAAUUGAUAGAUUUUUUAUAACUGCUGAUUGGUUUGAGAAGUGGAGUGAUAUGAAACAGUGGGGUUUGGGUAGAACUGUGUCAGAUCAUUGCCCGUUGGUCCUGAAAAAUGAAAAAAUAGACUGGGGACCAAAGUCGUUUAAAUUCUUCAAUGUGUGGCUGGAGCAGCAUGAAUGUAAGGAGCUGAUAAGAAAGGCAUGGAAUUCUACAGGGGAAGAUGGGAGAAAGGGUUUCAGACUGAAAGAGAAAUUGAAAGGAACUAAAAAAGCCUUGAAGGAGUGGAGUGGCAACCACAUGUCGGAAGUAGACCGCAAGAUAAAAGAUGCUGAAAAGAUGAUAGCUUCUCUGGAUGAGAAAGGAGAAACCGUCCAAUUAUCGGAAGAAGAUGCAAACAAGAGGAAAGACUGCUUCUUAGAUCUGUGGGAGAACUUGAAAAUCAAGGAGAGAAUGUGGCAGCAGAAAUCAAGGAAGAUGUGGUUAAGAGAUGGGGAUGCUAACACAAGAUUUUUCCAUAAUUGUGUGAAGGGCAGAUGGAGAAGAAAUGAGAUUAAUAGCAUCCAGGUGAAUGGGAAACAGAUUCGGGAGGUGGGGGAGUUAAAAGAAGGAGUGGCAAGGUAUUUUCAAGAUUUGUUCACAGAAAGUAACUGGCUGAGACCAAAGCUGGAUGGCAUCAACUUCAAACAACUUUCCCAUGCAGACAAUGAAUCCCUUAUGGCUGAGUUUUCUGAGGAUGAAAUCAAGAAUGUAGUGUGGGAUUGUGAGCCAACAAAAUCCCCAGGGCCUGAUGGGUUUAAUUUCAAGUUUAUAAAGGCUAUGUGGGAGGUCAUCAAACAAGAUAUUAUUGGCUAUAUCCAGGAAUUCCACGAGCGAGGCAAGAUAGAAAAAGGAGCAAAUGCAUCUUUCAUAGUCUUAAUCCCGAAGAUUGAGAAUCCCCAAAGAAUUGAAGAUUUUAGGCCAAUCUCGCUCAUUGGAGUUAUACAGCUGCUGGAUGGGGUGAUCAUCGCUAAUGAGGUGAUUGAGGAGGCAAAGAGAAAGAAGAAAAACAGCUUUCUACUCAAGGUUGACUUCGAAAAAGCAUAUGACAAUGUAUGCUGGGAUUUUAUUGACUACAUGCUGUUGAGAAUGGGAUUUACUGCCACAUGGAGAAAAUGGAUGAAGGAAUGUCUACAGUCAAGCACAGUUUCAAUCCUCAUUAAUGGAAGCCCCACAAGGCAGUUCCCGGUUAGUAAAGGGAUAAGGCAAGGAGAUCCACUAUCGCCCUUCUUGUUUCUAAUAGUAACGGAGGGAUUGAAUGGCUUAAUGUUAUCUGCGGUGGGUAAAAAUCUCUACAAGGGGGUGAGGAUUGGAAACGAAGAAGUGUCAGUAUCACACCUCCAGUUUGCAGACGACACGAUAUUUUUUGGCGAAGCAUCAAAGGAAAACAUUCAAGUUAUCAACUGCAUUUUGAGGACCUUUGAGUUAGCUUCGGGACUUAAGAUUAACUAUGGUAAAAGUCAGCUAAUGGGUAUCGGGGUUGAGGAAGAUUGGAAAAAGAGAAUGGCCUACACUCUCCACUGCAAAGAAGGCGAGCUCCCUGUUAAGUAUCUAGGAGUUCAAAUUGGAGGGAAUCAUAGAAAAUUAACGAUGUGGCAGCCACUGGUGAACUCCUUCAAAAAGAAGCUAGCAAGUUGGAAGGGCCGAGACUUAUCAAUGGGGGGUCGAAUCGCGCUGAUAAACUCUGUAUUGUCCAGCUUACCGGUGUUCCAAAUGUCAGCCUACUUAUUACCCAAAGGUAUUCUCUACUCCCUAGAUAAAAUUCGGAGAAACUUUUUAUGGGGAGGGGAGGGAGAGGGGAAGAAAAUUAAUUGGGUUAGUUGGGAGAGGGUAUGUAGAUCAAAGGAGGAGGGAGGUUUAGGAGUAAAAGACUUGAAGAAAUUUAAUGUGGCAUUGAUGGGAAAAUGGUUGAGUAGGUUGGCAAAUAUGGAAGAGGGCUUGUGGAAGAGUGUCAUUGUAGGAAAAUACGGAGCAGAAGGGGGACACUGGCUGGAUUGGGUGCGUGAUGGCAGGAACAUAGGAUCGCUAUGGUGGAGAGAUGUCCGAAGACUCAAGGCCGGGGAGGGAGUGAACGCGAGAUGGUUGUGGGAGGAUUUUAGGCUGAAGAUAGGGGAAGGGAGAGGUAUUAAAUUCUGGUGGGAUUCAUGGUGCGGGGAGGAGUGUUUAGCCAACAAAUUUCCUAGGUUGUAUUUACUGUCAACAGGGAAAGGAAAAGAAUGUCAUGAAAUGGGUAAAGUGGAGAGGGCCACAUGGAAAUGGAAUUUAACAUGGAGAAGGAAAUUGUUUGAAUGGGAAGAAGAAGCAGCUCGAGAACUAAAAGGGAUGAUUGAAGAACCUAAGAUGUUGAAUCGGGUAAUGGCUUCUCUCGGCAUCAGCAAUGUUCCCGGUGGAUGCAGCCGCCAGUUUUCCUUCACCACCGCCUUCAGAUACGGAAGUUUUUCGAUGUCAGUUUCUGAGACUUUCCCUUUGUUCCCAACGCUGUUUCUUAUUUCUUCCUGUGCUUUCUUCAUCACUCUUGGGUUCUUUGCCAGCUCCGCCAUGGCCCAAGCCAUGCUUAUGGCAGCGGUAUCGGAUCCGCCAAGAAAUAUGUCCUGAUCGGUGACAGAUCCAAAGGUGGUCAGUUUGAAAUUUUCAGAAUAAAUACUCUUCUUAUUA
This is a messenger RNA of Rubroshorea leprosula, 4822 nucleotides long. The record is from the annotation of a GenBank genome assembly. NCBI's taxonomy places the organism in Eukaryota, Viridiplantae, Streptophyta, Magnoliopsida, Malvales, Dipterocarpaceae.